CUUCUUCUUAAACCCCUCUCUCUCUCUCCCCUCUCUCCACUCCUCUCUCUCUCUCUCUCUCUCUCUCUCUCUCUCUCUCUCUCUAAAAUCUCACCUCGAUUUUCUAGAGAGGUUUCCAAAACAAAAACAAAAAUCAAAUUAAAAAGAAACAAACAGAAAGAAAGAAACGCGUUUGGAGUUCAUUUCCGUUAUGUGAAAUCAUAGCGGUUUUACGGUUCAUGCAUGUCACCACCAACCCCCCAUCCCCUCCAUCAAACGGUUAAAACCCCACUCAUCAAAACUCUCCUCUCUCUCUCUCUCUCUCUCCAAUUUCAUUCCAAGUUUCCAUUCUCUCUCUUGUUUUCUGAUUCUCUCUGUUCUUAUGAUCGCAUGGCGAUGAUGGGAGCGAUGAGCGGUGAGGAUCGUGUGAAGGGGUCGUGGAGCCCGCAGGAGGACGCCACCCUGAUCAAACUGGUGGCCCAGCACGGCCCCCGCAACUGGUCCCUCAUCAGCACCGGCAUUCCCGGCCGCUCCGGCAAGUCCUGCCGCCUCCGCUGGUGCAAUCAGCUCAGCCCCACCGUCCAGCACAAGCCCUUUUCGCCUCAGGAGGACUCCGUUAUUAUCCAGGCUCACGCCCUCCACGGCAAUAAGUGGGCCACCAUCGCCCGCCUCCUCCCCGGCCGCACCGACAAUGCCAUCAAAAAUCACUGGAACUCCACUCUGCGGCGGGGACGCCAACGCGCCGAGUUGUCUUCCACGUCGUCCGGUUCCGACUCGGCUGCCGCGGUCGGGGACGAGCCGGACAUGAAGCGGCAGUGCCUGCGGGCGUCACCGGAGCAUGAGAGUCUGAAAGCAAACGCGCGAGGGGAGGGAAUGACAGUUGAGACGUCGCUGACGCUGUCGCCGCCAGGUGAGAAGGCGGAAAACGAGGUCGUAUUGAAAAGUGAGGAGGAAGAACACGGUCACGAAGCGGUGGAUAAUAACGAUGAUGUGGAGAUCUGUAGGGUGGAGACGGAGGAGACGUGUUUGCUGACGAUCAUGCAGCGGAUGAUAGCGCGGGAGGUCAGGAAUUACAUCGAUAGCUUACGGGAGAAUGGUGGGCCCACAUUUGGGCUGCAGUCUGCAGCACAUCAAAACGACCCCUGACGUGGAUCAUGUGAAGUUUUCAUUUUCCAAUCCUAUCCUUUUUCUUUUGGGUUUCUUCUGUUGGGUUGUGAAAUUUCAGUUUCAAAAUCUUGCUUAAUCUUAGUUUUAAGUGUAAUGCUUUUACUUGUUGUCAUUAGAAAUGGUAACGCUCAAGAGAUUAAAGUUGGAGAUAAAAUUUUAAAAAUUAAAUGACAUGGAAGUUAAUAAUU
Pyrus x bretschneideri (Chinese white pear) is the source of this 1334-nucleotide messenger RNA. Its product is annotated as transcription factor MYB73. Gene Ontology annotation, molecular function: RNA polymerase II cis-regulatory region sequence-specific DNA binding; DNA-binding transcription factor activity, RNA polymerase II-specific. Bases 223 to 1125 code for a protein of 300 amino acids. Gene Ontology annotation, cellular component: nucleus. The transcript has a single exon. The record is from RefSeq and is a predicted model, not a curated record. Gene Ontology annotation, biological process: regulation of DNA-templated transcription. Lineage: Eukaryota; Viridiplantae; Streptophyta; Magnoliopsida; Rosales; Rosaceae.